Molecule: messenger RNA, 4911 nt
Organism: Ylistrum balloti
Lineage: Eukaryota; Metazoa; Mollusca; Bivalvia; Pectinida; Pectinidae
Product: protein qui-1-like
Exons: 23
Coding region: 1-4911 (1636 amino acids)
Molecular function (GO): protein binding
Source: RefSeq, a predicted model, not a curated record
AUGGACCGCAAAAAGAGCAUUUCUAUAGAAAAAGACAAUACAGCUUGUGUGCUGUGCGGAAAACUGGACCUCCUGCCACCACUUCCCGCUAAAACCCUGAAGGUUUACGUCUGUUGCAACAAGUCGGAAUUUGAGUUGGAACGAACGCGUUUAUGGAAUGACGCCGUUCCCUACCUUCAGAAAUUCUGUGUUCAGCACGGUCUUGACCUUAUUUGGGCAGACGUUCAACAUGGAAGGAAGACGGAUCAAGUUACGGACUCGCACGGCUUCUUCAGACAUCUGUCAGAAAUAGAGCACAGCUAUGAAACAUCUAUUGGUCCAUUCUUUUUGUGCUUGUUCGGAAAUACGUAUGGAGAUGCCCCCCUUCCACUUUGCCUUACGAUCAAAGAAUUCAACUAUCUGAAAAAAUAUGCCAUCGACGAAGGGAAAAAUGUUAGCGUGCUUGAAAAAUGGUACAUACUGGAUGAAAACUCUGUACCUCCUCAGUACUAUCUCCAGUCCUUUACUGACCCGUUCCAGAGCAGGGAUGCAAAGGAAACUGUCAACGUGGAGACGGAGAGAGACGAAGUGUACCCAAUCCUGUUGGAUAUCCUCACCAUGUCAGUCAAAUGCGGCUUGUCCAAAUCCUCCAAACAACAGGAUAUAGCAAAAGUAUUGCAGAAGAAUCUCUCAUCAGGCCUAGACCUACAGAUACAGAAAGCCAUAAACUUGUCGCCAGAAGGCUGCAUCUUCAUCGAGCGAACGAUCGAAGAUGCUCCUGACACCGAGAACAAGGUAAAUCCUGUUUUUGGUGGUAAGGAACCAAAUGAGCGACGACUGCGGUACGAGGAUUUGCAGAACCAGAUCAACGCCGCGGUCCCGUCCGCAAACAGGUUCGAGUUUCUCAUCAAGUGGCAAGAAGAGGGCAUUACCCCUGGAAACUGUAAGGACCAUGCAGAGUACAUGGACAACUUUUCUGGUGCUGCAGCAACAAAAAUUAAGGAACUAGCUGAAAGCUGCAUAAUCAAAAACAAUCAGUGUUUAAAAACCAGCGAACGCAUGUUUUACAACGAAACAUUAUUGCAUUUACACCAUUGCAGGUCUCUGAAUUCAAUGCUUUGCGAUGCAGCGGUAGAGCAUCAACUGACAAAUGUACAAAAAUUGCUGACUUUUGGAGCUAAAAAUGAGCAUUAUGCUAUUAUGAUCAAAGGACCUGUGAAUUCUGGUAAAUCCAUGUUUAUAUCCAAGUUAUGUCAUAAAGCGAGAGAAAUGUUUGGGAAAGAUACAGUUCUCAUUACCAGAUUUGUUGGACUCACGUCUGAUUCAAAGUGUUGUGAAAACAUAUUAAGAGCUAUUUGUAGUCAUAUGAAUCAAAUUUUACAGCAGAACGUAUCAUUAAAAUCUUACAACAUGAGUAAACUCAGAAACUACUUUCAUGGUCUGCUUAAUAGAAUUUCCAAAGGAAAACGCCAUAUAGUAUUAGCAGUAGCUGGUAUAGACAGGAUGAAAGUGCCAACAACAGAGACCGACCCUCUUGCCAUGCUGGACUGGGUAGCCAGUAAGCUUCCUGCAAAAGUUCACUUUUUCGUUAGUUAUGAUUCCUAUCCCUUGACUCAAGCUACGAAGCGUCUCGAGGACAAAGCACCCGCAAACGACCACAUGAUCGCAUUUUCGAACUGGACAGAGGAUGAGAUAAAAUCAACUAUCCAGUUCAAUCUGAAGUCGAAAAUGAGAGUUUUGACUAAGGAACAAGAACGCUCCUUCCGCGAUUUGCUCCAAACGAAUCGCAUGCCCAUAGUUUCUAAUUUGGUACUAGAAACGGCCGUUAGAAUGCCCUCCCAUUAUACACCCAGCGAUCUGACCGCCCCGAUAGCUGUGGACCAGUUGGUGGUGAGGCGUCUAACGAGACUGGAACAAACACUUGGCUGUAAGUUGGUCCGCGCUGUGUGUCGGUACAUCACUCUUGCUAAGGAUGGACUAAGUGAGAUGGAGAUUAUGGAUGUUCUAUCUUGUAACAAUGAUGUGCUGCUCGCAACAACUCCCACAGAACUUCCAAAGAAUCUGCGGUUCCCCUUUCACAAGUGGCUGCAAGUCAAAGAAGACCUAGGGUGUCUGUUAUGUACCCGCCUUAUGCAUGGAAAGUACUUGCUCCGAUGGGCACAUCCGAGUAUUCAAGAAAUCAUGCGUAAGAAGUACCUUUGUCAUGUUGAUGACAUAUGUAAGGCCCAAGUCGAGCUUGCUGAUAUCUUUAUGGACACGUGGGUACGUGGUAAACCCAUUGUGGACAAGGAGCGCGGACUGCAGAUGAUUGAUUGUGCAUCCCGCUAUGUUUGUCCUCAGCCUCUCCUCUACAACGAACACCAAUACAACCAGCGUAGGAUUGGCAUGCUUUGGAUGCAACUACUUCAAUCGGGUAGUGUCUCAUUGCUAAAGGAGAAAACGUUUUGUAAUUUUGAGUACAUGCUGGCUAUGGCCCAUUCCCAGUCUUCGGAAACUCUACUUGACAACCUUCGAUUGACCACCUCCAACCUAUUGGACGCUGACAUCCUCAUGGUUUCAAACACACUAAACAUGUCUCGGCUGAUUCUCAUCGAAGACUAUCUUCAGUUGGCGAACGAACUGAUCGGACGCGUCAGACACAUCACAGAACAUUAUCAAGAGUAUCUCGAGCCGUUGGUUACCCAGUGUAUGCAAUGGUGUGACGCUUAUAGUCUACCUCUUUUGAUACCAUUGACUUCAUGGUUAUCCAGUCCUUUCGUGCCCCUCGCGACCACCAUAUCGGAUGUCUGGGGAUGCAGAGUUCUCAGUACAGUUUUUAGCAGCCAGCACGUGAUAUGCAGUGUAAGACAGCAGGAUAUAGCUUUAUACCAUGUGUCAACUGGGAAGAUCGUCAAGGCGUUCUCAGGGCACAAGGGUACAGUGAAGUGCGUUCAUGUGUGUCGAGGAGGCAGGGACUUUGUCAGCGGUGACGAUGAGGGUACUGUAAGGGUGUGGGAUACUAACACCAGCCAGUGUACAGCCGUAAUCAGAGAGCAUGAUGCGGACGUGAAUACAUUAAUCGUUGCUAGCAAGUACGAUUACAUAAUCAGUGGUUCUGACGAUACCACCGUCGUCAUCUGUAGUUACCAGGGAAAGAAGAUUUGUGUCUUACAGGCGCAUGUAAAAGGCGUGACAAGUGUUCGGCUAAACAGUUCUAAUAGCAUUCUCGCGUCAGCUUCUAGGGAUCAAUCCAUUGUCUUGUGGAGUCUGGAAGAUCUAGUAAAGCUCGGAAGCAUAACGGAUGGUAUAAACUCACCUAUUUCAUGCAUGGAACUUACCUGUGACAACACCUUCCUGAUAGUAGGAUGUGAAGACAAUUCCCUACACGUUCUCUCGUUCAUCACUGGCUCAUGGAUACAUCAGCUCAGAGGGCACGAAGGGGGUGUGACGUGUAUAGACGUCUCUAACGACUGUUACCACGUGGUGGUGGGCUGCCUGGACGGAAACGUAUACCUGUACAACUUACGAACUACAGAUUUACUGCAGACACUGAAGGGCAGUUCCAGUGACCCAGUCUGGGAUAUUUGCAUAUCUAGAGACGAUUCUUUUAUAUUCAGUGCAACAGCGACAAAAAUCAACGUCUGGAACUUCUACAAGAAGACCAUGAAUAAAGCUACAGAGAACGACCACAGUGGUAGUGUGACAUGUGUCUACAUUGACAAUCAAAGUCGGUUCGCACUCUCAGGGGGAGAGGACGGCGUUUUAAAAAUGUGGAACUUGGAGCUAAAUCAAUUCAAAGAGAAUCUGCUAGGACAUUCUGCUGGUAUCACGUGUAUUGCCGUAUCCCCUGACGGAUCAUGCUGUGUGACAGGCUCUAGAGACAGAACUCUCCUCCUCUGGAGCCUCGAGCUCCUCACAUGGGUCUUGUCAUACAAGCACCAUGAACACAUGAUUCAGAAUGUGGAAUACAUUGACGAUGAACGAAUCCUGUCCUACGAUAACCAAGGCUACUUCCAUAUAUGGCAAGCGGAAACCGGGGCCACUCUGACAUCAUACAUUAUCCCUGCUGCCACUUUCGUUUUGUCUAGUAAUGGCCAAUACCUAAUUACGUGCCGAGGCGACCAGAGCGGGAAGAUUUGGAACACAAUUGAUGCCACCCUUAUUGGAUGUGUGAGUCACACGGAGAGGAUCACGUGUGUCGCCCGCUCUGUUGAUGACCUUUACUUUGUGACAGCUUCUGUUGACGGUUCUUUGAAAGUUUGGGAACUUAUGACUGCAAAACUUACACAGGUUUUGGUGGAAGACGACUGUGCCGUAACGGCGGUGGCCAUGCAUACGGAAGUGGUAUCAGGUUCCGAGCGUGGCACGGUGCUGGUGUGGGACCUGUCAGUAGGGGAGCCUCGUCACCGCCUUAUUGGGCACACCGACUGUAUCACAACAAUUCGCAUUACCAGGGAUGGAUCCUUCGCUCUCACAGCAUCUCGUGACCACACGAUCAGGCUUUGGAGUAUUCGACAUGGAAUCCAGGUGACGCUGCUGUCGAUGCAUAUUCCGGUGAUUAAUUUCAUGACUACAUCCGAUGCUAAACGGAUUAUAGUACAUCUGGAGAACGAUCACCAUGUACCUCUCCUGUGUCUACACAACAGCCCUGUCGAUCCGGAACCGAACAAUGAAUGGACACCAUCCAUCUCAGAUGCCCUAUCAAUUUUGCCUCUAGUUCCGAAACAUACCUUUCCACAUCGAAAUUCGGGGAUGUUUCCUGUGCCAAAACUACCAGUUAAAAGGAAGAGAAGUUCGGUAUCCAGCCUUCCACAAAUGAUCAAGCUUUCACCUAUUAAGGGACCACCAAAGUCAACACCAAAGGCAACUAGAACGAGGUUCAGAAUUCCAAAAAUCCACAGACGAGAAGAAAAUACGGACUCUAAAAUGUCAAAGAUGUGCGUUAUUGUGUGA